This is a messenger RNA of Solea senegalensis (Senegalese sole), 3685 nucleotides long. RefSeq names its product lysine-specific histone demethylase 1B. The transcript has 21 exons. The record is from RefSeq and is a predicted model, not a curated record. Gene Ontology annotation, molecular function: zinc ion binding; oxidoreductase activity; protein binding. The coding region runs from base 159 to 2663 and encodes 834 amino acids. Lineage: Eukaryota; Metazoa; Chordata; Actinopteri; Pleuronectiformes; Soleidae.
GUUCUGCUAACAACAACAGCGAUUGACCACCUCCUCCUCCUCCUCCUCAUUCUUCCUCUUGUUCUACAACAAUAAUAGGGAUUGAAGUGUUUUUUAAAAAUUCACAUGAACGUGGAAAUAUCCCCGGGGUUUUAAAUCCACACGCACCGUGGACAGCCAUGCUGUCGGACGCAGACUAUUCGGGGAACGCCUCCGGUUCUCGGCGAGCCAGGAAGAGAAGCUCUGGUGAGUCACCGGGCGACAGCCAGACCCUGCGUUCCUCUGGGCGGCAGAUCAACGUCCGGGUGAAGCGCACCAACAAUCCUCCACCUGGACAGAGCAAAAGAAAAGCCACAGAUACGGAGGAGGAAGACGAUCAGUCUGAGAAGAAGUACAGGAAGUGUGAGAAGGCUGGGUGCUCGGCCACUUAUCCCGUUUGUUUUGCAAGUGCAUCAGAAAGGUGUGCUAAAAAUGGAUACACGUCUAGAUGGUAUCAUCUGUCAUGUGGCGAACAUUUUUGCAACGAAUGCUUUGACCAUUAUUACAGAAGUCACAAAGAUGGUUAUGAGACUUUUGCAUCAUGGAAGAAAGUGUGGACUAGUAACGGGAAAAGUGAGCCCAGUCUCAAAGCAUUCAUGGCCGAUCAGCAGCUGCCAUUCUGGGUUCAAUGCACCAAACCGGAGUGUAGGAAGUGGCGUCAACUGACCAAGGAGAUCCAGCUCACGGCUAACCUCGCAGCAACGUAUCGCUGUGGAAUGAAGUUCAACAACAUCAAGAGUGAGGGACCGGACCACUGCUCCCAACCAGAAGACCUGAGAGUGGCUGAGGUGUCCGACAGCUGGUGGCAUUCAAUGCUGAUUUUGCCGCCUCUGUUUAAAGAAAGUCCGGCCGGCCCUUUCCUCGCAGCCUAUUAUCCCGACUGUGUGGGCAUGAGUCCGUCAGGUUCACUCAGCAACAUGGCCCAGUCUGACCUGAGGGCAGAUCACUGUCGAGCCGUACCGCCACAAAUUCCAGGUCUGUGUCCGUACUUCCAGCCCUUCUACCAGCCUAACGAAUGCGGCAAGGCUCUGUGUGUGCGGCCGGACAUGAUGGAGCUGGAUGAGCUGUAUGAGUUUCCAGAGUUUUCCCGUGAUCCCACCAUGUAUUUGGCUUUGAGGAACCUUAUUCUGGCUUCCUGGCACAAGAACUGCAAGGAGAUGCUGACUCCUCAGAAAUGUGCGGAGCACAUCAUUGUCCGUGGUUUGGUGCGUGUGCGCUGCGUGCAGGAGAUGGAGCGUGUGCUCAACUUCAUGACCAGGAAGGGUUUGAUCAACACAGGUGUGCUAGCAGUCAAGCAGCCUCUCCUACCUGAGAGACUUCGCUCUAAAAACGUCAUCGUCAUCGGAGCAGGAGCCUCAGGUCUGGCUGCUGCUCGACAGCUGCAGAACUUUGGCACUCAGGUGGUGGUGCUUGAAGCAAGGGAGAGAAUCGGAGGUCGAGUGUGGGACGAUGCGUCUCUGGGUGUCACUGUGGGUCGAGGAGCUCAAAUUGUCAACGGCUGUGUCAACAACCCCAUCGGCCUGAUGUGUGAACAGAUGAGCAUCAAGAUGCACAAGCUGGGAGAGCGGUGUGACCUCUUUCAGGAGGGAGGACAAGUCACAGACACUGCCAUUGACAAGCGCAUGGACUUCCAUUUCAACGCCAUCCUGGACGUGGUCUCAGAGUGGAGGAAGGACAAGUCACAGAACCAGGACAUACCACUGGGAGAAAAAGUCCAGGAAGUGAAGAAGAACUUUCUGCAGGAGUCUGGGAUCCAGUUCAGUGAGUUGGAGGAAAAAGUGCUUCAGUUUCAUCUCAGCAACUUGGAAUUUGCCUGCGGGAGCACGUUAGAACAGGUAUCAGCAAGAUCCUGGGACCACAAUGAGUUUUUUGCCCAGUUCUCAGGAGACCACACGUUACUCACUAAGGGCUACUCUGUUUUACUCCACAAACUGGCCGAGGGCCUCGACAUCCGCACAAAGUGUCCGAUUCAGGCCAUUGACUACUCAGGAGACGUUGUCAGAGUUACCUCCUCCAAUGGAACCCAGUGGACAGCACAGAAGGUUCUCGUUACCAUCCCGCUGACAUUACUGCAGAAGAACAUGAUUCAGUUCAACCCUCCACUUUCUGAGAGGAAACUAAAAGCUAUCCACAGUCUGGGAACUGGUAUCAUAGAAAAGAUCGCUCUUCAGUUCCCGUACAAAUUCUGGGACAAAAAAAUCCAAGGGGCAGAUUACUUUGGUCACAUCCCGCCAAGUCCUGACAAGAGAGGCAUGUUCAGUGUCUUUUAUGACAUGAAUCCACAGGGAAAGCAAGCCGUCCUCAUGUCCGUCAUCACUGGUGAUGCUGUGCGUGCUGUCCGGGACAUGGAGGACAAGGAGGUGGUGGACGAGUGCAUGAAGGUUCUUCGAGAACUCUUCAAAGAACAGGAGGUCCCGGAGCCGGUGCAUUUCUUUGUCACACAUUGGAGCAAAGAUAUGUGGUCUCAGAUGUCCUACAGCUUUGUAAAGACAGGGGGCAGCGGUGAGGCUUACGAUAUUCUCGCUGAAGACAUACAAGGCAAAGUUUUCUUUGCAGGAGAGGCCACCAACAGGCACUUCCCCCAGACUGUGACAGGCGCAUACCUCAGCGGGGUCCGAGAGGCCAGCAAGAUGGCUGCUAUGUAAACUGUCACUAACCACAGAACACUCAAAAACACCAGCAUGGACGACACACAGAGGGGUCACAGGGAGAGACAGACCGUUCAUAUACUGUAACUCUUGACUGUGUUACCAUCGUUCACUUAAAGUUCCACCACACUGUGAUACUGUACGUCUGAUCGCCACGAUGCCCAGAGUCAUUUUCCUAAAGGCAAAGUCAUCACAUAGCUGGCAUCACAUAUUUAACAAAAGUGCGUUUAUUUAUUUGAGAGAGAAAAACAAAAAUCCAGCCCCUGAAAUGUUUUUUUGUUAAGAAGAGAAAAAUAAAUCCUUGUAUCAUGGGUUGUUUUGGAAAGCAGAAUUAAGUUAUCGUGCAUUAGUUAUGAGUUUAAUGUUUGUUGUACUUGGAGGAAAUGGUCAUAUUUUUCAUUUCAAUGGAUUAGGCUGCAUGAAACAUUGGUUAGUUGUCUCAGUCUGUCUCUUGUCUUAUCGACCAAUGUUUUAUUCAACUGUCAUGCAUUAGCAUUGUAUUGCAUGUGAUUAAUGUGUUGGUACAAACAGACCUGGAUAAAAGAUUAGAUCUUUAUUAGCCCUUCUGUGAUAGCACUUUUUAUUUAGAUCAACUGUUUGAUUGAAAAAAAGAAAGAAGAAAAAAGUAGGAAAAAAAUGAAUAAUCUACAUGUAAAGAUAAAAUCCUCUUGUGGUUGAGAACGAUCAGAUGACACCAGGCGUUCCCUCAUACUGUACUUUCUCAGGGUUUUGAUCAGGUUUACAUCGCCUCACUGCAAGAAGAGAAAAAAAAGGCAACACAAGCAACCAAAGGAGGGAAAUGUAAUCUUCCGUGUUGCUCCUGUAUCAUAAGUAACUGAAACUAAACCUUGGCUUCUGAGGGUUUCAAGGUCAUCACAGCAAUGUUCUCACUUUCUCUUAUGACUGACGCUUUACAUGCACACUCAUAUCUGUCAGUUCUGUUUGUCUGACAUUUCACUGCCUGAGUAUUUAUCUCGUUAAACUUGUCUGUGUGUAAUAAACUGAGCUCUGAACUGCCA